UUUGCUGUUUGCGAGAGGGCCUGUGUCGGAUGCUGUAUUAUAUCAAAUUGUUUAUUGUGCAUGUUAUUACUGUGAAUGGAAGUUGAUUUGUAUCGCGAAGAAAGUGCCGACCGCCGGGCGUUCGUCUCGCAACAUUAUAAUUCUCAUCGAUCCUGAAUAAUACCCUCAGUAUAAUUUUACAAAAUGGCCGUCGAUCCUCAAACAUAUACGAAGAACAUAGAAGACCAAGAUACUGACACUUACGUAUCACAUCACAAAAGACGGGACUAUGAAUGGCAAAUAGUCUGGCGAAACGUAUUAGCGUUUGUUUACUUACACGUAGCCACUUUCUACGGCUUAUACCUCAUUUUCACUGGAAGGGCCAAACUCUGGACAGUCCUUUUUGCUGUAUUUUUUGCGUCGACGUCAGCGAUGGGAGUAACAGCAGGAGCACAUAGACUUUGGGCACAUAGAGCUUAUAAAGCAAGAUGGCCCCUCAGAUUGAUUUUAGCUGUUCUUCAAACUAUGGCCUUUCAAAACCACAUAUAUGAAUGGGUUCGAGAUCACAGGGUACAUCAUAAAUUUACUGAAACGGACGCCGAUCCCCAUAAUGCAAAGAGGGGGUUCUUCUUUUCACACAUCGGUUGGCUGAUGGUGCGAAAACAUAAAGACGUAUUCGAAAAAGGAGCUUCAGUGGACAUGUCGGAUCUAGAGAAAGAUCCCAUCGUCAUGUUCCAAAAAAAAACAUAUCUAGUGUUGAUGCCGGUGCUGUGUUUCAUUUUGCCGGCCUGGAUGCCAGUUCUACUAUGGAACGAGAAUCCCUGGUCCUCGUGGUACGUCGCGUCGAUCCUGCGAUACACAUUCUCACUGCACUUCACCUGGCUGGUCAACUCAGCAGCUCAUAUCUGGGGCAAUCGGCCUUACGAUAAAUACAUAGGCGCCACAGAUAACAAAACCGUUGCUAUCUUAGCAUUCGGAGAAGGUUGGCAUAACUACCACCACGUAUUUCCAUGGGACUAUAAAGCAGCGGAAUUGGGAAAUUACAGUACGAAUAUGUCGACUGCACUUAUAGAUUUUGCAGCGAAAUACGGAUUGGCUUACGACCUCAAAACAGUUUCCAUGGAAAUGAUUCGUAAAAGAGUACAAAGAACAGGUGAUGGUUCACAUCCACUAGAUAGGAAAGACGAUUCCCACGAUCACGACGAUCAUCAGCAUCCUGAAAAUCCCGUUUGGGGUUGGGACGACACCGACAUGCCGGAAGAAGAUCGAAAACUUGCUGAAAUAGCCCACAAAAUAGACUGAACUUAUAUAAAUUUAAUUACCUGCCAAAUUUUUUAUUUAACAUGUCGUUGGAGGAUAAAAUUUAGAUCUUGUAAAUGUCAGAAGCAAACCGUUGAACGAUAGUUUAUUUAUUACUUAAGCAUUUUGCCAGCAGCAAAAAGAGAGCUAGUGGAGCGAGUUAUUCUUAGAAGUGUAGAAAUUUUAUUUAUUUCUCUUGGUGAGAUUUCAGUUAUAGAAUUAAAUAAAACGGUUUGCUUCAUUUAUUCGAAUGUGACUAUAUAUCAACCAUUUAGCUGUAAAAUAUAAAUGACUUUAUUGGUACUGCUCAAAUUAUUUUCUAAGGUUAAAUUGUAAAAUGAAAAUUUUAAAUAUUAAGUUUUAAGUAUUGCUUUUAUGUCGAAGUCAACAGCAAGAGAAGAGGUAGUAAUUGGCUUAGCUCUGAAAUGUAACAUUUUGAAUUAUCUGAAUCUAGGUGGAAGGCCAAUCAUUAUAAUGUAACCUUACUCUAUUAUCUUCGAGACUGUUCAAUUAUUAAUAAGGUUUCUAGGAUAUAAUUAUUGAGUUUUAUUUGUGGUUGUGUUAAAAGUGUAAUAUAUAGUAGGUACAAUUAUUUAAGUACAAUAUAGUUGACAAAGCGGAAUCAUGACUUGAGAAUCACCUGGUUGAGAGUAAUAAUAACAAUUAUUAAUUAAAAUCUGUUAUUAUCAAAAUUAAUUUGUGAAUUUCCGAAUAUAGAAUUGAUCAUAAGUCCACUUUGUCGAUGUUAUAAGUGAGCUUAAUAUUUUUUAUGCAACGACUUUUACGAAAGGUCUGUAUCAAAAUAAAUGAAGAAAUUUAAUUUACCUAAUAUCUUGAAGAUAUCGUUAUUUGUAAUACUAACCAAUGAUAUUCGAAUCUUUAAUGAUUUCUCAAAAAAAAACUGUUGCAAAAUUGUUGUUAUCAUUUUUCUAAUUUAUUAGUCAUACCAUUAUUAUUCGUGAUAAUAUAAGGAGAAAUUGCUGAAAUCAGGGGUACUAAUAAUAAAUUUAUUACUGUAUUAGCUGGUAUAACGUUAUUUAUUUUUGUAGUGUUAUAUUAACUUUAAUACAUGUAGUAAUUUAACGACUACCUACCUACCUAUCUAGUGUAAAAUGGUUCAAAAGUUUGUAAGAUAUUUAUUACUAAUGAUAUAUGGGGAAUAUAAAUAAAAAAUACAUCGAAAAAAUAUACCUAA
Molecule: messenger RNA, 2473 nt
Organism: Colias croceus (clouded yellow)
Lineage: Eukaryota; Metazoa; Arthropoda; Insecta; Lepidoptera; Pieridae
Product: acyl-CoA Delta-9 desaturase-like
Exons: 8
Coding region: 184-1281 (365 amino acids)
Biological process (GO): unsaturated fatty acid biosynthetic process
Cellular component (GO): endoplasmic reticulum membrane
Molecular function (GO): iron ion binding; stearoyl-CoA 9-desaturase activity
Source: RefSeq, a predicted model, not a curated record